Messenger RNA from Lodderomyces theae, 753 nucleotides. RefSeq lists its product as uncharacterized. Bases 1 to 753 code for a protein of 250 amino acids. Lineage: Eukaryota; Fungi; Ascomycota; Pichiomycetes; Serinales; Debaryomycetaceae. The transcript has a single exon. The record is from RefSeq and is a predicted model, not a curated record.
AUGUCCUUAUUCACGUUCAGAAGACUAGCCACAACAUCAUCCUCAUCAACAACCAAUUCCCAACCGGAAAAAAAGGCCCAAGCAGCCCAACUCGCACUCCAGUCCCUAAAAGACGUUGGAUCACUAUUAUCACCAUCCGACCCAUCAUCAUCAUCCUCGUCUGACGAUGCCACUCAACCCAUAGACACCAGUCCCAUAUACGCCAACCCACAACUAUUCCCACACUUGUCGCUCUUGCACCAGGGCCAAGUCGUGGCGGAGUUGCAACUGAAGUACGACAAGAACUGGCACAAGUUGCAACGCAAGGAUAAAUUGUUGGGGUACUAUAUCUCGUAUGGGAAUUGGGGUGUUCGUGAACAUUUCACCAAUUGGAGCCAACCCGAUUCGGCACCUUUGGAUUUACCUUUCCGUGUACCAAGUGAAAUACGCAAAGUGGACCCAGCUCCUACUGAUGUGGUGAAGCCAUUGGAGAUGGUGAAGUUGAGUGAAACGCCAGUGAGGAUUGAUCAGUUUGAUUAUAAGAAAAUGGACCCAGCUACUAAAUUUUGCAUUUACUUGAUUGUUUUCAUUGCCAUGGUUGCCAUUUAUCGUGAUAAGAAUGUCGGUGAGGAUGGUAAACCAGUUGAAGUUAAGAUUGAAGACCAAUAUGAAAUAGCGAGGCAAAGGGAAGAGCAGGAGAGAGUAAAGCGGGUUGAGGAAGAAGAAAGGAGACAAAGAGAAAGUCGGAAAUGGUAUUACCUUUGGUUAAGGUGA